AUGAUGAAGCUCUCUAGCAAUGACGAGACCGAAGUCAACCUCACGAUAGAUGAGGAGGCAGCUAAGCCGCCGACACAUAAAUUUGAGGACGAUGUGGUCGACUGGGACGGCCCACAUGACCCCAAGAACCCCCUCAACUGGUCCGGCACCAAGAGUUUUGGUCAUGUCGUGAUUGUGGCCGUCUUGUCGAUGGUCGUUAACAUCGCCUCGACCAUGGUCGCUCCGGCGAUGGAAGGCGUCUCCAGGGAGCUGGAGAUCACUAACAUGACCCUAGCAACAUUGGCCGUCAGUAUCUACCUGCUGGGAUUUGCAUUGGGGCCCCUUGUCAUCUCCUCGCUCUCCGAGAUGUACGGGCGCCUCAUCGUCUAUCACAUAUGCAAUACCAUCUUUGUCAUUUUCGUUGUGGCCUGCGCCCUGAGUAAGACUUCCGCUCAAUUUAUGGUCUUCCGUUUCAUAACUGGCUGCGCGGGAGCGGCGCCACUUUCCCUUGGCGGCGGAACGAUCGCCGAUGUUAUCCCGAUCGAGAAGCGCGGUGCGGCAGCGGCCUUGUUUGGCCUGGGUCCCCUUUUGGGACCGGUUCUGGGACCAGUAAUUGGGGGCUUCGUUGCCGAAGGAAAGAACUGGCGAUGGACCUUUUGGGUGGUCGCGAUCCUCGGAGGAGCAGCGGGUAUCGGCGCGUUCAUCUUCAUGCGCGAAACACAUCCCAACACCCUGUUGGAACGCAAGGCCGUAUACUUGCGACACGCAACCGGGAACCCGCACCUCCGAUCGAAACUCGAUCGCGGCCUCACAAAGCAGCAGAUUAUUGUCGCCGCCCUCGUACGCCCCACCAAACUCUUGAUAUUCUCGCCAAUCGUCCUCGUCUUGUCCAUCUACGUGGCUCUCAUCUUCGGCCUUCUAUACCUCCUCUUUGCAACCUUCAGCAUGGUCUUCGAGGGCCAGUAUGGAUUCAGCACCGGCAUUUCUGGUCUGGCCUACCUGGGACUAGGUCUUGGCGAAUUGUUGGGUUUACUCACAUUUGGCAUCCUGAGCGACCGGCUCUUGAAGGCGAAAAUGGCAGCGGACAAUGUCCAGGAGUCUAAGCCCGAGUACCGACUGGUCCUGAUGAUGUGGUUUCCGCCAGUCAUUGGACCUGGGUUGUUCAUUUACGGUUGGUCCGCAUAUUAUCAGGUGCAUUGGAUGGUUCCGAUCUUUGGGACGUUCAUUGUCGGGUUUGGAGCCUUCUUCGUGAUCAUGCCCUCCCAGCUGUACCUGGUGGAUCUGUUCGGGUCGGAUGCGGCGGCAUCUGCGCUAGGCGCCAACAUUCUCCUCCGCUCGAUGUUCGGGGCCUUUUUGCCGCUUGCUGGGUCGCAUAUGUAUUCGACGCUCAACUACGGAUGGGGUAAUACGCUGUUAGGAUUCCUGGCACUGGCAUUUGCGCCCGUGCCAAUCUUAUUCUAUCGCUAUGGAAAAUGGCUGCGGAGUCGGACGACAGUCACGCUGUGA
Molecule: messenger RNA, 1485 nt
Organism: Penicillium mononematosum
Lineage: Eukaryota; Fungi; Ascomycota; Eurotiomycetes; Eurotiales; Aspergillaceae
Product: MFS transporter
Exons: 4
Coding region: 1-1485 (494 amino acids)
Biological process (GO): transmembrane transport
Molecular function (GO): transmembrane transporter activity
Source: RefSeq, a predicted model, not a curated record